Messenger RNA from Spirometra erinaceieuropaei, 495 nucleotides. NCBI's taxonomy places the organism in Eukaryota, Metazoa, Platyhelminthes, Cestoda, Diphyllobothriidea, Diphyllobothriidae. The record is from the annotation of a GenBank genome assembly.
AUGGAGGCGUUGGCCGCAAAAGCCAGUGAUACCGCGAUGGCGCGCUUCUACGGCCUACCAAAGGUCCACAAGCAGGGGGUACCGCUGCGCCCCAUCGUCUCCUUACGUGGUACUCCAACCUUUGGGCUGUCAAAGUGACUGUACCAGCGACUUUGUUUCCUUACCAAGGAUUCGCAGUGGACAGUGAAGUCAGCUGAAGAGUUCUUGACGCGCAUCAAACAUCUCGAAGUGGAGGCAGAUGAGGUGAUGGUGUCAUUUGACGUGAUCUCAUUAUUCACCUCCAUCCCACUUGCGCUGGCUAUCGACACUAUUGAUGGCUUUCUCCGGGAAAAGUAUGAUGAAACCGACCAACAGCUCAAACGAGCACACAUCAUCGAGCUCCUAGAACUGUGUCUUAAGACCUUCUUUACAUUCAACGGCCAAGGCUACGAGCAAAAGAAGGGGACACCGAUGGGCUCGCCUCUGUCUGGACUACUUGCCGAAGCAGUUUUGUAG